AUCGCAACAAUAAAUCGCAAAGUAUAAACAGUAGAAUUUAUUCGACUUUAUUCUUGAAAAUAAUGUAACAAUAUCAAUUGGCGCGAACCGAAUAUGAUGAUUUCAUCUUUGAAAAUAAUUAUUCUCUCUAUCAUCAUCAGCUUGAUUCUAGUAGAGUUGACGACAAGUAGAGUUGCAGGGUUUUGUGAUCCUACAAAAUUGAGAAAUGGCCAUGACAUACGUUUGCAAUGCAAUUUCGAAAAAGGCCGGGCAAAUUAUAAUACAGGUGAUGUAGUGGAAUGCAAAUGUAAUGGACGUGAUUGCUACGAGUUGCCACACGCCAAUUUUGUGUGUAGCGCAGAUUCAAACUGGUAUUUUGAAGACAAUAAUUCAACUUCAGAAUAUUGGGGAGUUGAAUGCAAGGAUGAGAAUAGCUGCCCCAGGUGUUUCAUCCCUAAAUCUGAUUUUUCCAAUUGCCACAAAAAAAAGGGUUAUUCCAAUUAUUUUGCUUGUGUAUGCAAACACAACCAAAGAGAAUACAACAUGACGUGCCAACACGAUGGACACCUUUUCAUAUGGAGCCCUGUGGCACAUACAAAAUGCGAAGAACCGAAAGAUAUGAAAAAUAAUUUUCUGAAAGAGACAACCUCAACCUUUACAACAGGAAAAGUUAAUUUUCUGAAAGAGACAACCUCAACCUUUACAACAGGAAAAGUGGAAAACCCAUCUUCUACUCAUGCAUCAAACAUGGUUGAUAACAACCAAUCAGCAAAUUCUGAUGUAAACCAGGCUAAUUGCAAUUGGAACACAAUUUUAACCGCUUUAAGUUCCGCAGUCAUCUUUUUAGCAGUAAUGCUUGGGACAUUUGAGUCAGAAGGGAGAACAAGGAUCUCAAAGUGAGUAAAAUUAUUUUUAAACUUUACUGCGCCAAAGGAAGUAACGGAAAUGAGACUUGAGCAGCGGCAUUCUGAUUUUUGAUAAGAG
Messenger RNA from Neocloeon triangulifer, 963 nucleotides. RefSeq lists its product as uncharacterized. NCBI's taxonomy places the organism in Eukaryota, Metazoa, Arthropoda, Insecta, Ephemeroptera, Baetidae. The record is from RefSeq and is a predicted model, not a curated record. The transcript is spliced from 5 exons. The coding region runs from base 94 to 879 and encodes 261 amino acids.